This is a messenger RNA of Psilocybe cubensis, 1227 nucleotides long. RefSeq lists its product as uncharacterized. The record is from RefSeq and is a predicted model, not a curated record. NCBI's taxonomy places the organism in Eukaryota, Fungi, Basidiomycota, Agaricomycetes, Agaricales, Agrocybaceae. The coding region runs from base 1 to 1227 and encodes 408 amino acids. The transcript has a single exon.
AUGGACAGCCAUAACUUCCAGCCCUUCGCUUUGCCUCAGUUCACUGGCAGCCAUGUACCGGCAACCAGAACGACUCUUCAUCAGCCCAACUAUCAUCCAGCAAAUUACGACUACCGGUAUCAGCAAGCAAUCACAGCUUCUCAACAUCACACUCAGUACCAACUAGCGGAGCGACCAGCAUUGCGGAACUUUAGCAACGGUGGCAUCCCCACUUUUCAACGCGCUAAUGUCCCCCCAGGCGCACCGUGGUAUGAGCCAAAGGGACCGUCAAUGUCAUUUCCAAAGGUUCAGAACGAUAUCAACUUUACGCCCAACUACGGAGGUGAACAGCAGCUUUCUGGUUCUGACAACGCGAUGUACCAUGCGGAGGGUUUUGAUCUCGAGCUGGAACCCAAUCGUCAGCCCGAGGAAGCUGCCAUAUUUCUUCCAGGUCCUGAUAUGUAUACAGGCGGCUAUCUUGAGCUCGCGGAUACGCCACAAGAUUUCCAAGGUCCAGAACAAUAUCAAGAGCCUGAUCACUCGGCGUCUACCGUAGAGGGAGGCCCUAUGAUCCUGCAUGACGGUUCACUUCUUCAACUUGGCGGUAUUCCACAAUAUCAGGCUCCUUUCCCAGAGCCAAUCGAUUCCUCCAACCACACUCCCAACUCUUUUGAGCGCGACACUGUUCGUACCAAAAGGCAACCGAAAACGAUUACAACACUCAGCGACAGUGGUUGGCUCCAGAGCGCAUUUACUAUCAAGACGUCCAGGUCGACCAGAAUGGGAAACUCCGGUGCUCGGAGACUGGUUGAAAACAAAUACGCAGGUCCACGGGUACUUCACGACGGGCCUGUCAUUAACGUUGGGUUUGAAGACCUCCCUGAUAUUCCGUGUCCCUAUGGAUCGCUUGAAGGCUGUUGGAUGACUUGUCACGGACUCAGUGAGCUAGACUCACACCUCCGGGAGGUUCAUAAGCUCUUCUCAAAAAAAGAAAAGGACCAGGCACUUGUUGAGUGCCAAAUCGAUGGUUGCGCUUCUGUGCUGGCUAUUGGUGCCCAUUUACGCCACGUGCUGGAGAGCCAUACGAAUGUUAGGGUAUACUGUACUAGGUGUGAUUACUCUUCUCCCAGGAAGAAUAGUGUCUUAAGCCACUACAAAAAAAAUCAUGGGAAAUUCAACCGGCCUACGUACUUUAGGGAGAUACAACACGAUGAUUAUGUGCCUCAGUGGAUACAAUUAACUUUGUGA